Elaeis guineensis (African oil palm) is the source of this 4384-nucleotide messenger RNA. RefSeq lists its product as uncharacterized. NCBI's taxonomy places the organism in Eukaryota, Viridiplantae, Streptophyta, Magnoliopsida, Arecales, Arecaceae. The record is from RefSeq and is a predicted model, not a curated record.
UAUAUCGAUAUCCAUCAUUCGUAAGAUGGCCUGGGAGGGCAGGAAUACCGAGGAGGAGAGCGGGAAAAUGGAACGGGGAUGAAGGGAAAAGCAAGCGGUUGCGGGGUUUAUUCUAUAAUUUUCUUCCUCCUAUUAUUCUCUCCUCCUCACUUUCUUCUCCACCAUAUACCAUAUCCCCUACUCUUAAUUCGAGACGAGAAUAAUAGUAUUCCCGUCUUGUUCUCUUUCUACUAUUCUCUCUCGUCUCUUCGAGGCCGAAGCCAUGGCGGUAGCGUUGGAAAGCUUCUCGAUUCGAGAGUAUACGGCGAAGAUGAGGAGCGUGGACUUUGGGAAAUGCUGGCCGUUCCUUGGGGAUGGGACGAGAGAGGGAGAGAUGGGGAGGUCGCUGCCUCCGAUCUCGUUCCGGAGGUUCCGAUGGUGGUUCGACGAGCUCGAGGCGGAGCGUUCGGCUGAAGGGAAGCACGAUGGCGCCGCCGAGGAGCUCCAGUUGGCGCCGGUGGAGGAGGGGAGGCAGAUGAGGAUGCCGGUGAAGGUGAAGCAAAGGGCGCCCAAGAGGAGGUCCAUCGUGGAGCUGUUUGCGGUGUCUCCGCAGAUCGAGGCCGUUGAAGACGACACUGACGGCGGCGAUGAAAAGGAAGGAAAAGGAGAAGCCGUCCAAGAUGGAGAACGAGAAAAAGAAGUCGGAAACGAAGAGGGGGGAAUAGAAGAGAGAUCUGGAGCAGGAGAUGGGGGCGGCGGUAUAGAUGUGACUGUUUCUUCGCCGAGGAAAAGAAAAGAGAGGGUGAAGGAAAUGGAGGAGACGAGGAAAAAAUCAUGGAUGAAAUAUAAGAGUAAGAAGAAGAAGAAGAAAUCAUGUUUCGAGACUUGUGCUGCAAAAAAGGGGAAAAAUUAUAGGCCCAAAACAUCAUAUUCACAUGAUAUUUCUCAGUUACUUCAUGAUUCAGUGAGUAAGAAAAGGCUCAGAAAGGCUCUGAGGGAUGCUGCUGAAGUCAGAAAGAAGAAACCAUCAACAGUGAGAAGUUUACUGAAGAAGCAAAAUCACAAAUUAAUCCAAAAUUCCAAGUUGCUAUUAAAAAACCAGGAGGAGGUAGCAAAGGUAUUGCCAGUUCAUGGCAUCCUCAAGAAUCGCUCGAAAGCCUCUUCCAUCAAAAAGUCAAGUCUGAUUGUUGAUGCACAUGGCGAAAAUCCUUUUAAGCCUUCUCGUGUGUCAGAAAAGCAUGUCACAUUUUCUGGCAAGGAUGACAUAAUUGGACAUGACAAGAGCUUUUCGCCUAUGGAGCUGCCUCAAUUGCAAAGCCUUUGUAAAAUAUUUUCAGAUGUCUUGGCUGAAGCAUCAUCUAGGGAUGAUUUAAGCAAAGGUGACAAACUUUCAUCUCUGAGUAAGGGAUCUCACGUGGUGAAUGACUGUGAGAAAGAUGCUGUGACAAGUGGUGCAGAGGUAACAGCUGGGAGUGACAAUCGACAGUUGAGUAAUGCACACAGUCAUGCUGCCCCCCAUGAGUUUAUCAAUCCCAAUAACAGGGCCUGUCCCGAUAUAUCCUCCUUGGAUGAAGCUGUAAAUGUAAAUAGUGCAAUACAGAGCUCCAGUAAUUCAAAUUAUUUAAACUCUGGUACCUCAGUUUUUUCUUCUAGUCUCCUGUGUUCAAGCAGUCAACAAGUUCUGAAUUCUCAUGGUAAAGAAGGGUCAAGUUCUGGUGAAGGAAUUCGUUCAGAUGACAGAACUUUUAGGAUAUCUGAUUCCAGAAGAAGUCUGCCUACUUCCGUUGAAAGUGGUGUUUCAAGAUCUGAAGCAAUGAGUUCACUGACCGUAACCAGGAAUCUAAUUUCACAGCCUCUGGCAACCUGUUCAGUAAUGAGUGUUGAAGCAAAGGAGAGACAACCACAUUUAUCACUAGGGCCUAGGAUUGAUGUUGAUAGAUGUGUUUCAGAGAUUCAACCUACGUGCCAUCUCACUCGUAAAGAUUUAAGAAGUAGCAUGAGCACUUCAGUUGGAUUAAAAAGAUCAGGCGAAACAAGGCAAAUGUCAGAUCAGAUGUCCACCUGCAGGGACAAGUAUAGCGAUGAGAAUUUCAUUGGCCUGCCUCUUAAUUCCCAAGGAGAACUCAUUAAGCUGCAUUCUAGUGGUAAGCUUGGUCUUAGGAAUUUAUUUAAGGAGCAAAACACAAUACUUGGUUCCUCCCAUAGCUUCCCAAUUUCUGAUCUUGUUGAGCCAAGAAGUAACUUGAAUCCUAUAAAUAUGAGGGGAAAGUUUCCUGCUGCAUUAUUGUACAUGAAAGAUGGGUUAAGAUGGUACCCGGAACAGAAAGACAAUCCUGCAAGCAUGCCUGUAACUUCUGGGCUAGGGAUUAUGCAGUCGCAUGGUUUUGAAAGGAUGGAAGUUCAAAACCGUGUAUCAGUGAGGAACAAAGACCAACAUUUUCAUCAUGGCCCAAAUUCAACGAAAGUUUCUUGUUAUGGGUGCAGGGAAUCUUGUCACCAAGCUUGUAAUUGGAACAACAGGGAAAUUUUUCAAGCAGAGGGGAAUUUGGACCAUGGGGUUCAGCCUGCUAACCAACCAACAAUGCGUUUGAUGGGUAAAAAUGUUACAGUCGGCAGAAGAAUUGAGGAAUGCAGUUUUGAUGACACAAAGAUUUGGAUAGACAAGGAAAUCAUAACUGAAAACAGCUCCUCUUUUAGACUGUCUGAAACAUCACUUCCAAGGCAGAGGCUUCAACAGGGGUGCUUCGAACAGCCGGUAUCUGAGGCAUCAAGAUUUAUACAACCAAUAGGAGCUUCAUCAAGCAUUUAUUGCAGUUCAGCACUUGAACCAAACUUUGAUCAUAUGCAUUAUGAUUGCCCAGAGCAGUGGAUAUCAAGAAAUGGCCUUCCAUUCACCAUCGGAAAUUUUGCUACCAAGCUGAAUCCUUUUAGCUAUCCACAUCCUUCUCAGACAAUGCUAAAUAAGACACUCAACCCUGCAGUAGAUUCUGUAACUGAGCACAUUGAAGUGGGGCAUCAAAUACCAUUCAUGGCAGCCCAUCCUCAAAAUAUUCAGCACAUGCUGCUGAUGUCUACACACUGCAAGCAUAGACAGAGCUUUUCUUUUAGUGCUACAUCAACUUCCCAUCCAGCAUUUUUAAGUCAGAAUUGUGGGAAUUUUGUUGAAUCAUCAUCCACUCAAUCUUCGCUUUGCUGUCCACGGUGGCUGCUAAAUGCAGAACAGCACAAGAAGAGCAAUAAAUCUUCCUUGCCCAUUUGUUCUGAUCCUAUUGCUAUUCAUCACCCCUGCACAACAUCUGGAAGUAAGCUCCCUCUUCUUCCUUCUACAUAUCCCACAUCAAUUGUAACUUUUCCUGUUUAUAAUACCAGUUCUUUUCACACCUGUGGCUCUUCUUCAUUGGUACAUUCUUCAUUUAUCCCAUCCUAUCCAGCAAGCAAAUCCACUUGUCCAGGCAAUGUCAAUUUUAGAAACAAGAUUGAAGAUAAGGAUGGAAAAAAAUCCCAGCUUACAUAUAUCAAAAGUCUAGAACAGACUAACAGAAGUAACAAAAGGGCUGCAGCUAAAGCUGAUGGAUUCAUGAGUUCAGCGAAAAAGCCUCAUUUAACAAUACAAGACAACUCUGCUCCAGCAGGCCCAAGGAGUGAACAGUUGAAUGAUUGUUCAUCAGAUGAUGCCAUAUCAGCAGAAAUGUCAGCUUUGGCUAAUAAAAUCAUUGAUGUUGGUCUUCCAGUAAUGAGCAACCAAAAAAAUGUGUUAAUGAUUUCUUCUGGCUCUAAUUCUUUAAACUAUUCUGUUGGGACAAGAUCAGGACCUGUCAAAUUAAGUUCAGGAGCAAAGCAUAUACUAAAGCCAAGUCAAAAUAUGGAAAAGGAUAAUUCUAGACCAAUUCAUUCAACCGUACCUCUUGCAGUUGGGACUAGUUCCAGUAAAGCUCCAGUUUCUCAGAAAUCAGCAAUGAUUUACAGGUUCUAGCGGGCAUGCACAACCUUAUUACGGAAGGUUUAAGAAAUGAUUUGUUCUGUUGCUUAUCUUCCACUUAAAUGGCUUCACAUCACGUGAAUACUUCUAAUUUCAGUGAUGGUUCAUCUUUGAUCUUAACAAGAUGAAAUUGGUUUCUGGUCUGGAAGGAAAGCAUUACAUGGUUGCAGCUCUAUACAAGCAGGUGUAUAUAAUGUUACAUUAUUUGGCUGCUUAUUUUUGGAUUUUCCAAAGCUUCUACUGCUGUAACAAUUUGAUCCUCAAGCUAUGAUCAGGUUAUUUAGAUUUUCUUUCUAGAAUACAGUCUCCUUGUUUUGAAUCUGAUAUAGUAGUAUGCUAUGGUCUUGGCAUUUGUUAUCUUCCUGUUAAAGUCUUGAUUUUUUUUUUUUGUCUGAGAGUACAAUGCCAGCUUAUUUUGAAUUUGUU